AUGUCUGAGUUCGAAUAUAAGAAUUUACUGUUCCAAAUAAGCCAAAGACUCGACAACAGAAAUGCCGGCAAGCAAUUACUAGUGAUAUGCAGAGGAAAACUGGCGGCUCGUAAUGAAGAAAGCAUCCCUACCUUUUCGUUGUUUGUAGAAUUAGAGCUGAAAGGAUUUCUGAGUCCCGAUCGACUUGACUUAUUAAGGGAAAUGUUAAAAGGCGUGAAGGAAUGGGAUUUUCUACAUAAGGUUGAAAUAUUUGAGUGCAGAAGAAAGAGAUACAACAACGUGCUUGAGCUGAUUAUACGAGUACUCGACGAGCUUAAUGAUUUGGAACGACUCAUCUCGAUUUGCAGAGGAAAUAUAACAGAAGGAAGACGAGCUAACAUCCACGAUGUUAGGUCAUUGUUUAGGGAGCUAGGAAGCAACGGCUGUCUUGGAAUCGACUGUCUUACAAUCUUAAAGGAGAUUUUAAUCCAGACGGAGAAAAGUGACCUCCUUGAAGUAGUAAAUAGGUUGGAGCGACAACGUUUCAUUCACAUUGGAGGUAUUCGGAGUAUUGAUUUAAGCUUUGAUAUCCGUUUUUGCAGAUGUUUUUGUAACCUUUUACCUUGUUUGAAAUAUAUGAUAAUUUUUUUAUUUUAAAGUAACUUGAAAAUAUCGUUGUUUUAUGUUUUAGACGUAUUGGAGAUUAUUGCCAGAAGGUUAGAUGAAGGUAAAAUUUGCUUGUUAUGUUAUGUUAUCAGGCACGGCCAGUUGGAAAAGCUGGAGUGGACUCUGGACUGGACUGGACUAGACUCUGGACUGGACUGGACUGGACCUUUUUGUUUAGGGGGGUAAUUUUUUGGGGGGGUUGGAGGCGGUUGUGUUAUUUUUUCUAGUCUGUAAAAAAAUCGCGUUUUCAACCUUUCCCCAACAGGCUAUAUUUUUUCAUUUAGGGGGAGGGGGAAGGAGGGUAGUAUUAUAUAGACUUUACUUUUCUUUUGGUCUGUCUUUUAGUCUUAGAUUGGUCACUCUGUUUGACUCAUGGUCGUCAUGUUUCACUUGAAAGUUGAAAAAAAUAGCAGAAGUGGAUGUUACGUCGGUGGAAAUACCCUAAAAAUUAUCUCGAUGUUUUUUGGGGUGCGUUAGGUAUUAACAAAAACAUGACCUGUUUCUUCUGCGUAGCAACCAACCCAUGGGCUGGGCUUUGUUUUCGGCAUUGUUAUUUGGUGUUAAACGGAGUGGGAAUUAAUAAAGAAUGAUUUUAUUCUUCGGAGUCUACUGCAACAUUAGUAGCUGUGCUAGCAAUAACACACAGUGAAUGUGAGAUGUGCUUUUCUGACUUUUGGGCACAUGCAAUACCAUGUAUGCCUGCAAAACAACCAGCCCAUUCAUUGUUGGGAGGGAGAUAUCAGAUUGCUUCACACCUCAUCGGGCCCCACCUCAUCACAAUUUGACACCAGCGGCUAACUGAAAAGAAGACUGAGACAAUGAAAGCUACUCCUGAAAUCUACGGCAAGUAACAAAGCCGUAAAAGCUACUUUGAACCCAUCAGCCUGUGAAGGCAGUUCAGUUGAAAAUUUCUUUGGCGCGUUUCUACUUCAUUGAAAGCAGGACAAUUCCGUCGCAUACAGUGGGAUACAUGUAGCUUAAAACAAGAAUCGGUGAAAUAUACAUAUUCAAACUACCCCACUGAAUAGCCAUACAAGGCAGAGAAGAGGCAGGCAUGACUGAAAUAUAAGCCUAAGCUCUAUGAUAUUUUUUUUAGGCACGACCUGUCUACCUUCACAGGGAGGCAAAAGGUUCUUUCCUUUUAAGAAAAAAUGUUACCCUCAACCCUCGAUAAUAAGAUAGACUACAAGAAACAGGUCAUGUUUUUGUUAAUACAUAACAUCCACCUCUGCUAUUUUCUUCAACUGUCAAGUGAAACGUGACAGCCGUGAGUCAAACAGAGCGACCAAUCUAAGCCCCCCACCCAGACUAAAGAUGACAGACAUAAAACAAAACCAACAAAGAACAAAGAAGAGUAAAGUCUAUAUAAUACUACCCCCUCCCCCCCAAAUGAAAAAAUAUAAACCCCCCCCCCCCCCAAAAAAAAAAGUCCAGUCCAGUUCAGAGUCCAGUCCAGAUUUUCCAACUGGCCAUCAGGCACUAUAUCGGUCCCAAGAGGGAAGACCAAAAACUAUGAGAAAAAGACACUAACAUACUUGACAUACCUGGGUGGGUUGGGGAGGAAAGGGAGCUGUACUAGCUGCUUCUGCUAUGCUCAAGGUAUCUACUUUAAUAUGCGCACGCAAUACAAUUAAUUAACUGAUUACUCGACCUGAGAAGUAGUUUUACAUGGUGGCCCUAAAACCCUGGUUUAUUAUUUAGACAAGCAUAAUCUAAACUGAUCCUUUCCCUAAAUCACACAACCAGGUCAAAAAACAAAACAGCACAAUUGGGUUGAGACUAAGACAGGCUUUAUUGAGAGCAUACUGUAAAAUUAGGUUAAUACAAGAACAUAAUUUAUUUUAGUAUAUACUAAAACAGUGGAUAGUGUUUUUUGCGCGCUCUGAUUGGCUACUCAAUCAGUGAAUAUCCUGCACUAUUCACUGAUUCACCUCCAGUUCCUCCGAGCGAGCGACGCCAAACCCGCAUAAGUUGCGAGCAACUGAAAUGCCUUCCCGGUUUGCUGCCGUAAACAAACAAAGAAAUUUCACAACUAAUCAAGCAAGCUGUUUCCGAAAUACACGAAUAAGGUGACGAAGUUCAGAUUGGAAGUUUUAACAGGUAAAGCUUUGUCUUUUUGACACGAAUUUAUCGAUAAAACCAGUGAAAAAGUUUUUUGUUUACAAAUGCAAAUUAAGUUUAAGUCUUGCGUUACUUUAUUUAGUUGAGUUGGUCAUAAAUAAGCUUAAAACUAAAUUUAAUAAUCUUUUUUUAGAAUGAUUUUAAAUACAAAAAGAAUUCACAACUCCUUUUGAAGAAAUUUCCCCGCAAGAGCUAAACAAAUGCCUUCAAAAGUUUUGAUUGUCGGCAAGAAAAAGCGACGGCCGCGGCCACCGGGUCAUUACGCGCCAAAAUUGUAAUCGUUGGCAACAGUAUUUGAGUUAAAAAUCAUCAUUUUUGUGUUCAAUUAUCUCACUGCUUUAGUGUAUACUAAAACAAUUAUUCACCUCAGUGUCGGUGGCUAGUCGUGGAUAUUUACCUCACUGCUUCGUAGUUCGGUAAAUACGACUAGCCACCUCCACUUCGGUGAAUAAUUGUUAUAUAAUGACCAAAUUACACUCCAAAUCGAAAGGUAGAGUGAAGUGUCUACUAGUCUGAUUUGAAAUAAUAGCUUUAGCUAGUACAUCAUAAUAAGUAAUUUAAGUCGGAUAGUGGGAACCAUAAGAGAGAAGGAGCAUACACCAUCAAGAUUAAUCCGAAAGCCAGUCACCGAGAAUCUGAAUAAAGUCUACUAUCAUAUUCCUGCUUGAAGGUUAAGUGAGAUGCCUUCAACACAGAAAGAGUGGAAUGCAUAGUCAAAAAGGUCUGCAAGGGAGGGGAUCAGUGAAAGUGAUUAUGACUUCUCAAUUCACAGUUUCAAACAUUGUUCGUACAAUGACCUGAUUCUUGUAAAAACUGGUAAUAAUGCUGGCUGUGUCAAGUUCAUGUCUCAGCUCAGAUGAUCAUGUCAUUAAGCAGUGCAGAUAAGCCAUUUGCCUUGUCUCCUUCAUCCUUUCCACCACACUGAACUCGGGGAAGGGGACAUAAAAAAACACACAGACACACCACUGUUCUAUUCCAUGAAAAGAGCAGGAAGGUUUUCCUGAUGGUAUGGUCUCCCUCUAAGUCCGUUAUCACUUCUACUGUCACACAUAACAGACACUUGCCUCACAAUCAUACCCUUAGUGGCAGACAGUGGUGCCCUUGCAUGCUGACAUGUGAGCUUACGGCUAGCAUAAAAUAUACAGAGGACACACUCUGUUGUCCUCUUCCAUAUUACGUUAAGUUACAUUGCAUUACAUAUUUAUUUCUGACUGUUGUCUGAUGAAGAUCCUGAUAUUUAGAUUACAGUUUGCAAAUGCUGCUAAAUGCUGCACAACCAGAAUGGAUAGUCGGGUCGUCCGUAGCCGCCAGGAUCAUGAGGGGAGCAGGUAAGAUUUUGUCUAUCUCACUAUCGGACUAACAAAAUUACAUUUGAACAUUACUUAUGUAUUUCUGUCUGUUAUCUUUUAACAGGAGCCCUACUGUGGUCAAUUGUCAAGCAAAAGACAGAAGGUAAGAUUUUGUUUUUCUAUUACGCUAUUAGACUAGGAUGGAGGAACGGAAACUAAACCCUUUAUUUAAAACCCACCUUAUUUGUGUGAAAGAAAAUGAAUAUCAGUGGGACAGACCUUUUAUUAUUGCUAAAAAGAAAAUGAUCAAUCACAGGGUUCGUGCUACUCCUUGAAGUCCUUGAAAAGCCCUGGAAUUUAAUUUUAGAUUUCAAGGGCGUUUGAAAAGCCCUUGAAAAGAAGAAUUUUUGCUGAAAGUGCUUGAAAAUAAUGAAAACUCCUUGAAUUUUUGUUCGGAUGGGAAAUAAUGUAGGAUUGUUUUAAAGUAAUUCAGGGAUUGAGCGCAGAUUUCAAAAUCGGGGACAGAUUUUGCAAAACCUGCACUGUUGCAAGUUGGGUGAAAUUCUGUUUUGCACACAUGCAUUCUGGGAUUAG
This is a messenger RNA of Porites evermanni, 4649 nucleotides long. The record is from the annotation of a GenBank genome assembly. Lineage: Eukaryota; Metazoa; Cnidaria; Anthozoa; Scleractinia; Poritidae.